Messenger RNA from Zasmidium cellare ATCC 36951, 510 nucleotides. RefSeq lists its product as uncharacterized. Bases 1 to 510 code for a protein of 169 amino acids. The record is from RefSeq and is a predicted model, not a curated record. Lineage: Eukaryota; Fungi; Ascomycota; Dothideomycetes; Mycosphaerellales; Mycosphaerellaceae. The transcript has a single exon.
AUGGCACCUCGCUCAGACAAAGCAAAGGCAUCUGGCAGCACCUCCAGCCAAACCGCAACGUCUUCGCCUGGUAGCAAGCCAGCGGGCAUCUCCAAGGCCAAGGCCAAGGCUGCGCCGUCUUCGACCGGAUACUCUGCCAAUCAUCUUAAGUACUUCGUCAUCAUCACGGAAUCCACGGGCCUUGACCUAGUCGACCUUAUUCCAGCUGCAAAUCUCCCACCCAGCAUGCUCGAUAACCCCUUCGACGUGCCCCUUACAUUCGCUCGCUACGCGGCUGGGCUUGCCCGUAGGACAGGACGCAACAUCGAGAGAUUCCGUGGCCACCUCCAGCAGUCCAUUCGGGCGCGCUCGGAAGAUGCCGAUCCACAGGCUCGUGUGUCAGACUUUCGCAUGGCAUAUGUGCGCCUCGUUGUGCAAGACUUGUACUAUGAGGGAAUCGCCGACGGUAUGCAAGCUAUGGAAGCUAUCAUGAACGGAGUCUACGACCCUCUUAUGGAACGCUACGAUUAG